Bursaphelenchus xylophilus (pine wood nematode) is the source of this 2483-nucleotide messenger RNA. Lineage: Eukaryota; Metazoa; Nematoda; Chromadorea; Rhabditida; Aphelenchoididae. The record is from the annotation of a GenBank genome assembly.
AUGUCUGGACUCGGAAAAGGUACGUAGAAUGUUAAAUUGUUGAUAGUAUUGGUAAGUUUAAGCCGAAAUAUCUCCGCGUCAUGUGCAGCGAGAUGUUUCAAUAGUUCAGGUGGAGGACAAGCAUAAUAAUGAUGCGGCUUACGAAGUAAAUGAAGUCCCUCUUCAUCGGCUUGAAAGAUGGUAAGUUCUUUUCUUCUGUUUUGCGUUGUUGAUUUCGGAAAUAUUCAACCACCACACCGUCUUCAUCAAUCCGAUUACAGAUGUGGUCUACUAAUGAGAAACACGUGAUCUUCUGGACCCCUCCUAUGCGCAAGACUGUUUGGUCCCGGCGACUAACCGAAUGCAUUCGCAGCCAGCCGUUCAACAACCCCAUAGGUACGCGAAAAAGUGCACAACUUUCCGGCUAUUAUUCCUAUUACAAUUCAGCCACCAUGGUUUAUUAUCUCUGUUACCUGAAUUACAUUUUUGUGACCUUCUUUAUAUCAGAUUUAUAUAUUAUAUCUGAUUUCUCCGAUAUCUGUUUCUUAGACGCCUUUAUUUAUUGUUAUUAAAGAUUAGUUAUUCAUUUAUUUUAUAGAAAAUGAACGAAGAGUGUUAGACUGUACUGUCCAAACUUUGUUGUCAAAGAAAAAAUGUAAAAAACAUCGUAUAUUUGAAAAGAACAGUGCUUUAUUUACUAAAUGGCAACAUUUCAAUUCGCCAUUUUUCCCCAAAAUCCUGCAGAAGUGGGCGGAGCCAAUAGGCGGAAAGAGUCUCGACCCACACUCUUCCCCCACCUUGAUGGCGGGAGCGUCUGCUCGAGACUCUUUCCGCCUCUCAGAUUCUUUCCCAAAUGGGAAGAGUUCGUAAACACACUCUUCCGAACGAAAAGGAAAGAGGCUGAAGCAUUUUUUUCAGAAGAUUUUUUCCACUCUUAUUCCUUCACUCUUAUUUGUUAUAAAAUGUUUCAUGAACUUUUAGGAUUUUGUAUGAUCAAGCGGGCAGGAACUAGGCGGAAAUCAUGGUUUUGGCCUAGUUCGAUUUAAUGAAUUUCGAUUUAAUCAACUAGGCCAAAACCAUGAUUUCCGCCUAGUUCUUGACCUUCUUGACCGCUUGCAUCAACUAGGCCAAAAUCUCGGUUUGGCCUACAUCGAUUUCUUCACCUUUGAAAUUUCUGAAAUCACAAACUUCAUGUGGGCAAAAAUAAAAUUUUUUUUUUGCAUACAUGAAAAAAACCAUCUAUGCCAAAAACAAAAAAAUUUUUUUUGCCCACAUGAAAAAAAACCACCUAUGCCAAAAAAUUUUUUUUUGCCCACAUGAAAAAAAACCACCUAUGCCAAAAAAAAUAAUUUUUUUUGCCUAGAUUAAAAAAAAAAAAAAAUUUCAUGUAGGCUAAAAAUGAAGUAAGUUUGAAACUUUUUGGAAUAAUAUAAAGCACCACUCUUAAAGUCCGAGGUUCGCCAAGCCUAGGCGCAAAUAAGGAAUGUUCCCGCUGUGGGACCCAAAACGGCGGGCCUCUCGCCGUUUAAAACAAAAAGUUUGUUUUUUUUGAUGCUAGAAAUCCGGAUAUUCGUACAGAGAAGGUGAAAGAUGAAUGGAGAUCACUGAAAAAGGUAUGUUUUUUGUCUUUUCUUAUUCAGAGCGGCUCGGCACAAAAUUUUACGAAUGCUGGACCUAUAUUUUUUGUGUUUUGAACGAUUGUAGGUGUUUUUUUACAUAAGGAAGCAUGAAAAUAGGUGUGGUCUCUCAAAGAACCGUCCAGGAGUGCUGAUGGUUGAGUUUUUGUCUAGUUGCAAGCAAAACCAUCACUAAAGUACCUAGUGUAACAUAACGUUUUUCAGGAAUCCUAAUCUAGAUGCAAUAAGGCCGCAAAACCUUGGCUUCGAAGGCUCUCUGAAGCCAGAACGAAAUUGGACGCGAUAAUUGAGGUAGAAAUCAACAAGAAACGUAAGUUUUUUAUGUUUAGAUGUGUUUUGAUUUUUUGAGUGGAAUGCAGUAACAUUUCAGAGUGUAAUUUCCUGAAUUUUCGAACGAAAAGUCGCGUUUUUAUGAGAAACAAACGUUGGGAUUGGUAUUUGAACGUUUUUACCAUUUACGCCAAUGGUUUACUCCUUUGAUCUUCCAAAAUGUCUAAUAUUGCGCGAAACCUGUAGAUAACUCAAUUUAGACAUUAAUUCUCGCUUGUUUUGAAUAUCUUAUACCAUCUUGAUCGCCUUAUUUCGAGGAAAAGUCUAUAGUCGUUGGAUUAGCUAAGCGCAAAACAGGCAUCCUGAUAGUUGUACAUUCCAGGUAUUGAUAAGCAAAUGCGAGUAAAUCGACGUUUAAUGGUGGUCUUCGCGGAUCUGGCUCCAAAGAUGUUGUUCAAACAACAGGAAGCGAUGCAACUGCAACCUCAGCAAGCUGUCCCUGUUUCUACCCCUCCAGCAGGGCACCACGACAUUUCCGGAAUUUGGACACUUCCGGAAUGGCGGAAUAGUGACACUUCCGGAAUGGCGGAACAGUGA